AGGGUCAGAGCGGAUGUCCAGGUGAACCGGAGCUGUGGUAGCUGGUCCUGAGGUCCGGGUUGGUUAGCGGUCCAGCGUCUCUCUGUGCACCAUGUUCAGUGCUGGUGGGAACACAAAGAAAUCAGCCAAGAGCUCCAACAUGUCUCCCCAUGGCAAGAGGUCCAGUGAACGCAAAGACAUUCGCAUUGAUGAAAUGGUCAAGAUUGCAGUGAACCUCUCUUUUGAGAGAUUUCAUUACAGUGAUGACAAAGAGAUGGAGUUUCCUUCCUCCUUCACAAACACAGAGAGGGCUUUUGUUCAUCGAAUGGCACAGUCCUUGGGUUACAUUUCUAAGAGCAAGGGAAAAGAGCCAAAUCGCUUCCUCACUAUCAGGAAGAAGGAUGUUUCAGGCAAACCUCAGUCAGUGGUCUCCCUGGCUCUGUCCCACAACUCCCUGUACUUCAUCCGCAGCCUGGUCCAGAGGUUUCCCCUCAGCAAGAAGGGCCGCUCAGACAUGCAGGCCAACAGCAAAGGUGGCACGUCUUUCUCUACGGAUGCUGGAGAUUCAGACUUCCACUGUGACAGGAGCAGGACAAGUGGACGCUUGAACAACGGCAUUCCCAUGGCCCCUAAAAAGAGGAGUCCAUCCGAGCUGGACGCUUUCCGCUGCACCUUGCCGGUGUACGAACACCAGGAGGAGAUUGUUCAGCUUAUCAGAGACAACAGCGUGAUACUGGUUAUGGGAGAGACCGGCUCUGGAAAAACUACUCAGAUCCCCCAGUUUCUGUUAGAUGACUGCAACAGGAGAGGGCAUGCCUGCAGGAUCUUCUGCACUCAGCCCAGACGCCUGGCGGCCAUCGCGGUGGCUGAGCGAGUGGCGAUGGAGAGAGGAGAGAGCGUGGGCCAGACGGUUGGUUACCACAUCAGACUGGAGAGCAGGAUCUCUCCCAAGACACUGCUGACGUUUUGUACGACCGGAGUGCUGCUCAGAACGCUGAUGGCAGGAGAUGCCAGCUUCGCAACAGUCACACAUGUCAUCGUGGAUGAAGUCCACGAGCGCGACGGUCUGACUGACUUCCUGCUCACUAAGAUGCGGGAAGUUCUUCAGAAGAUCCCCAAACUGAAGCUGAUCAUCUCCAGCGCAGCUCUGGACGUAGAUCUGUUCCGUGGGUACUUCGGUUCCUGCCCCGUCAUCCCCCUCCAAGGAAGACAGUUUGAAGUGAAGGAGUUCUUUCUGGAAGAUAUCCUGAGGCUGACAGGUUUUGACAACGACAUCGGGAAAUACAAGGAAGAGACGCGGAAAAAGGAGAGAAAGCAAAAGCGUUUGACGGAGUGGUUUGGAGCAGUGGGGUCCAGUUCUGUUGGGAACCAGAAGACUGUGUUCCCUCCAGGGUUCCUCCAUCCCACUGGUGCUGGAGAUGCCAGACCCCUCAAAAAACUGAAUAGCAGAGAGCAGCUGCAGCCGUGGCUGCUGAGGGAGAUGGACUCCUGCAUCUCCGACAUCUUUCUGCAUGAAGAUCAGGGUGCUUUCAGCCAACUCUUCAACCUCAUCCUCCAUGAAGGCGUAGAGGUGGACUUCACGCACAGUGAGACGGGGGCCACGGCCCUGAUGGUGGCGGCGGGGAGAGGAUUCCUCCCACAGAUGCAGCAGCUGCUCAGCCUGGGCGCCGACAUCAACUUGAGGGCAUCCAACGGAUGGACGUCCUUAGACUUUGCCGAACACUUCCAACAAACGGAUGCCAUGGAUCUACUCAAAUCUUCCAUGCCGUUGGUGGAAACGAGAGGUCUGGAGGAGUUAACUCUGAGUCCGUGUGACGCUGCAGAGCUGAGCACAGAAGAGCAGGAGCUGCUGAAUCUGUACCACCUUAGCUUCGAUGACGAGAGGGUGGACCUGGAUCUCAUCAUGGCUCUGCUGCACGAAAUCUGCUCCACCACCUGUGAUGGUGCUGUUCUGAUUUUUCUUCCUGGAUAUGAUGAAAUAGUAACUCUCAGGGACCGCAUCCUGUUUGACGACAAGAGGUUCUUCACACACUCAGAGAGGUAUCAGGUGUUUACGCUGCAUUCAGAGAUACAAACUCAGGAUCAGAAAAGAGUGAUGAAGACCUCUCCACCCGGUGUCAGGAAGAUAAUUCUCUCCACUAACAUUGCUGAGACGAGCAUCACCAUCGACGACGUGGUCUUCGUCAUUGAUUCAGGGAAAGUCAAAGAGAAGUCGUUUGAUGCACUGACUCAUGUGUCCAUGUUAAAGACGGUCUGGAUCUCCAAAGCCAGCGUUCUGCAGAGGAAAGGAAGAGCCGGCCGCUGCAGACCAGGGACUUGCUUCCACCUCUUCAGUAGAAACAGGUUCAAAAACAUGCUGGAGUACCAGGUCCCACAGCUGCUGCGGAUGCCGCUGCAGGAACUGUGUCUGCAGACCAAGCUGCUGGCUCCAUCCUACUGUCCAAUCGCUGAGUUCCUGUCCAAAGCCCCACAGCCGCCCCUGGGACACGCAGUCCAGAGCGCCGUCCAGCUGUUAAAGAAAAUCGGAGCUCUGGACCAGAAGGAGGAGCUGACGGACCUGGGCUACCACCUGGCCGACCUGCCCGUGGAGCCCCACCUGGGGAAGAUGGUGCUGUGUGGCGUGGUGCUCAAGUGCCUGGACCCCAUCCUCACCCUGGCCUGCACCGUGGCCUACCGAGACCCCUUCGUCCUGCCCAGCGACAGCUCUCAGAGGAGAGCCGCCCUGCACUGCCGCCAGCGCUUCACCGCCAACAGCUUCAGCGACCACAUGGCCCUGCUCCGAGCUUUCCAGGCCUGGCAGAAAGCUCGCAGCGAGGGUUGGGAGAGGUCCUUCUGCGAGAAGAACUUCCUGUCCCAGGCUACCAUGGAGAUGAUCCUCGGCAUGAGGACGCAGCUGCUCGGACAGCUCCGCGCUAUCGGUUUUGUGCGUGCUCGUGGGGGCAGCGACAUCCGUGACGUGAACCUGAACUCGGAGAACUGGGCGGUGGUGAAGGCCGCCCUGGUGGCCGGCAUGUACCCCAACCUGGUCCACAUCAACAAGGACACCUCGGCGCUGUCCAGCGCCAGAGAGAGGAAGGUUCACUUUCACCCCACGUCCAUCCUGAGCCACACCCUGUUCAGUGAGAAAAACCCAGCGGAGGCUGCUCGGUCCAUUCCCUCCACCUGGCUGAUCUACGAUGAGAUGAGCAGAGGUCACAGGAUGGCCAGCGUCCGCUGCUGCUCCCUGGUGACGCCCAUCACCGUGGCCAUCUUUGCAGGUUGUGCCAAACCAACGUGCUCCGGCCUCCAGGAACCUGCAGAGAGGAUUAAUGACAGUCUACUGGAUGACAUGAGUGACAGCGACUCAGAAGACCUUGCUGAGAUGAGGAUUGAUGACUUCCUCGUUUUCCAGGUGGAAAAAGAGAUUGCAGAACUGGUGUUUGAAAUGAGGCAGAAGUGGCAGAAUUUAUUCAUAAAGAGGAUCCGUUCUCCGUCGAAGCCGUGGACUCAGCAGGACGAGGCCGUCGUCCAGACCCUGGUGGCUGUGCUGGGCGUGGAGGAGCAGGAGGCCGGCCUGCAGCAGCCCACGGGGGUGGGCCAGCGGCCCCGGCCCAUGUCGUCAGAGGAGGGGCCACGGGCCUUCAUGAAGAACUCCAAGAAAAGCCCCCAACGCGGCGGCGGCGCCGCCAUGAACGACAAGUAAAACGUUUGGUCUCGGGGCUUUGCAUCGUGCUGUAAGAUGAACUUCUGAUCGUCUUUACCAGCUGCGGUGUGAAGAUCUCCAUCUCAGGAUGAAGUUGACCAAAUAUCAGCACUUUUUUAGCAUUAGGUUGUAGCAAUGCAGUUUUUUACACAGAUUAAUUUGCAAAUCUACUUUAUUGAUACAACAAUGUGAACGGAGAAAUGUCUUACACCAAAUUGUCCAUGAUGUAAUAUACAUAAUAUGUAUAUUAUAUAUGCAGCAUUACACUGCAAAAACUCAACAUCUUAACAAGAAUAUUUGUCUUAUUUCUAGUUAAAAUCACUCAUUUUUAGCCAGAAAAUCUCAUUACAAUUAAAACAAGACUCAUUACUGGAAAAAAACAACAAUUUUCACCUGUUUCAAGUAGAUUUUCACUUAAAAAUAAAUAAAUAAAUAAAUAAAUAAAUAAAUAAAUAAAUAAAUAAAAAAUCUGCCAGUGGAACAAGAUUUUAUUGCUUGUAAUGAGAAGAUAAAUCUUGUCCCACUGGCAGAUUUUUCUACUUAUUUCAAAUGGAAAUUUACUUGAAAAAGCUGAAAAUUGUCAAAUAAGUAAUUUUUCUGGUGAUGACUCUUGUUUUAAGUGUAAUGACAUUUUUUGACCAAAAAUGAGACAUUUUAACUAGAAAUAAGACAAAUAUUCCUGGUAAGAUUUAGAGUUUUUGCAGUGUACACGCGGGUGUCACGGCAGUGAUCACGUGCUCACUGUGCAAUGUUUACAGCAAUAUUAUCCCAAAAAUUGGAUGAAUCCAUUAAUCAAAGGCAUUGCUUAAAACAUGUUUUUUAAUUGACAGUUAAGACAGUGAUUUUCUUCUACAUGUACAGGGGACAGUUGUCACAGCUAUGAAGUUUUAAGUUGACACAUUUUCCUAAGGAAGGUACGAAAUGUAUUGAUGCUUUGUCCAAAUAUUACAGGGAACCACUACAAAAACUCCCUUACAUCCCAGAACCUCACGGUACACGACCGCUGUUCAGUACGGCCCAAUCUGGGGGUGGAGUCAGCUCUGCACUGCAAAAAACUCAAAAUCUUACCAGGAAUAUUUGUCUUAUUUCUAGUUAAAAUGUCUCAUUUUUAGUCAUAAAAUCUCAUUACACUUAAAACAAGAGUCAUCACCAGAAAAAUAACUUUA
Cololabis saira (Pacific saury) is the source of this 4827-nucleotide messenger RNA. It is a transcript of the gene ythdc2, whose product is annotated as YTH domain containing 2. Gene Ontology annotation, cellular component: intracellular anatomical structure. NCBI's taxonomy places the organism in Eukaryota, Metazoa, Chordata, Actinopteri, Beloniformes, Belonidae. The coding region runs from base 92 to 3661 and encodes 1189 amino acids. Gene Ontology annotation, molecular function: RNA binding; protein binding; ATP binding. The record is from RefSeq and is a predicted model, not a curated record. The transcript has 27 exons.